CUGCAACAUGACGCAAUUCAUACACGCACAUAUGGAAGGUGUAAUAAAUCCUACCCCUCUACAUUCCUUUCCCUGGUAUGCUGCAUGCAGCACAAUGUAUGCCUUUUCGUCUACGGGUAAGCGAAAACCUGAUUUCUGAGGCCUCUCCAUGGAAUAUUUCACCGAAAGAAGGGACAGACAAUACAGACAAACAGACAGGACACGCAUGCAUACUGUGCAGCCCGAGGCUGAGGUCUGAUCAUGAUUGCAAUCCUUCCAUUCUCCCAAUUGGACCCCACAGAUUCUACAAACAUGUUUGCAAGUUGCGAAUUGUGUAGUAAGAAACACAAGCGACGGCCGGAUACGGAUAUACAAGUGCAUGCACGGCUGACUAGUCGAUAAAGUGUAAUGGAUUCGCUUACGGCGAGUGGUUCCGUAGGAAGACCGGAUACCGGCAACCCUAUGGCAAUCUCGAUAUCUGUGUCUUAUCUUCCGCCAGCGGCAUCGUAUACUCCAUGUAU
Periconia digitata is the source of this 500-nucleotide messenger RNA. NCBI's taxonomy places the organism in Eukaryota, Fungi, Ascomycota, Dothideomycetes, Pleosporales, Periconiaceae. The record is from the annotation of a GenBank genome assembly.